CUGACUCCAUGGAGCUGGUUCAUUCAAGGAUCUAGGUCCUUCCCAACUCCGGAGAGAAGAGAAUUUCUUUGAGAAGAUCAGGAACCCACUCAUCUGGAUUCUCCUCUGUGCUUCCACAUCCACACUUCUGCCUGAGACUGAGACACCCUAGGAGCGAAAGCACAAAAACCCCCCAGCCAAACCCACCUCCACCAUGGGGGCCAUGACCCGGCUGUUGGCGGGCAUCCUCCUAGCCUCAUUCACCCUCACAACUGAAGGUGGGGUCCUCAAGAAAGUCAUCCGGCACAAGCGACAAAGUGGGGUCAAUGUCACUCUGCCAGAGGAACAGCAGCCGGUAGUGUUUAACCACAUCUACAACAUUAAGCUGCCUGUCGGUUCCCAGUGCUCGGUGGAUCUGGAAUUAGCCAGUGGGGAGAAGGACCUGGCCCCGCCAUCAGAGCCCACUGAGAGCUUCCAGGAGCACACGGUCGAUGGGGAAAACCAGAUUGUCUUCACACACCGCAUCAACAUCCCCCGCCGAGCCUGCGGUUGCGCGGCGGCUCCCGACGUCAAGGAGCUUCUGAACAGACUGGAGGAGCUGGAGACCCUGGUGUCUUCCCUGCGGGAGCAGUGCACCAUGGGAGCCGGCUGCUGUCUCCAGCCUGCUGAAGGCCGCCUGGACACGAGGCCCUUCUGCAGCGGCCGCGGGAACUUCAGCACGGAAGGCUGCGGCUGUGUGUGCGAGCCCGGAUGGAAGGGCCCCAACUGCUCAGAGCCCGAAUGUCCUGGCAACUGUCGCCUGCACGGCCAGUGCGUGGAUGGACAGUGCGUGUGCGACGAGGGCUUCACGGGGGAGGACUGCAGCCAGCCGGCCUGCCCCGGCGACUGUAACGACCAGGGCAAGUGCGUGGGCGGGGUCUGCCUGUGUUUCGAAGGCUACGCGGGGGCCGACUGCAGCCGGGAGCUGUGCCCGGUGGCGUGCAGCGAGGAGCACGGCCGCUGCGUGGACGGCCGCUGUGUGUGCCAGGACGGCUUCGCGGGCGACGACUGCAACGAGCCGCUCUGCCUCAACAACUGCCACGGCCGCGGGCGGUGCGUGGAGAACGAGUGUGUGUGUGACGAGGGCUUCACCGGGGAGGACUGCAGCGAGCUCAUCUGCCCCAACGACUGCUUCGACCGCGGCCGCUGCGUCAACGGCACCUGCUACUGCGAGCAGGGCUUCACCGGCGAGGACUGCGGCCAGCUCAGCUGCCCGAACGCCUGCACCGGCCACGGCCGCUGCGAGCAGGGCCAGUGCGUGUGCGACCCGGGCUUCGCCGGGCCUGACUGCAGCGAGAAGAGGUGUCCCGCCGACUGCAACCAGCACGGCCGCUGCGUGGACGGCCAGUGUGAGUGUGACGCCGGCUUCACGGGAGCGGACUGCGGUGAGCUCCAGUGUCCCAAUGGCUGCAGCGGUCAUGGCCGCUGCGUCAACGGGCAGUGCGUGUGCGACGAGGGCCACACCGGGGAGGACUGCGGCCAGCUGCGGUGCCCCAAUGACUGUCACAGCCGGGGACGCUGCGUCCAGGGCAAGUGUGUGUGCGAGCCGGGCUUCCAGGGCUACGACUGCAGCGACAUGAGCUGCCCCAACGACUGCCACCAGCACGGCCGCUGCGUGAACGGCAUGUGUGUCUGCGACGACGGCUACACGGGAGAAGACUGCCGGGACCUGCGCUGCCCCCGGGACUGUAGCAGCCGCGGCCGCUGCGUGGACGGGCGCUGCGAGUGUGAGCACGGCUUCACCGGCCCCGACUGCGCAGACCUCGCGUGCCCGGACGACUGCCACGGCCAAGGCCGCUGUGUGAACGGGCAGUGCGUGUGCCACGAGGGUUUCAUGGGCGCCACGUGCCGGGAGCGGAGGUGUCCGGGCGACUGCCACGGCCGCGGCCACUGCGAGGACGGGCAGUGCGUCUGCCAGGAGGGCUUCGCGGGCCCCGACUGCGGGCGGCGCUCCUGCCCCAAUGACUGCAGCGGCUGGGGCCAGUGCGUGGAGGGCCGCUGCAUCUGCAGCGAGGGCUACUCCGGGGACGACUGCUCCGAGGUGUCCCCUCCCAAAGACCUCAUCGUGACAGAAGUGACUGAAGAGACUGUAAACCUGGCCUGGGACAAUGAGAUGCGGGUCACAGAGUACCUGGUCAUGUACACGCCCACCCACGAGGACGGCCUGGAAAUGCAGUUCCGCGUGCCCGGGGACCAGACUUCCACCACCAUCCGGGAGCUGGAGCCAGGCGUGGAGUACUUUAUCCGAGUCUUCGCCAUCCUGGAAAACAAGAAGAGCAUUCCCGUCAGUGCCAGGGUGGCCACGUACCUGCCUGCGCCUGAAGGCCUAAAGUUCAAGUCCAUCAAGGAGACAUCUGUGGAAGUGGAGUGGGAUCCUCUGGACAUUGCUUUUGAAACGUGGGAGAUCAUCUUUCGGAAUAUGAAUAAAGAAGAUGAGGGAGAGAUCACCAAAAGCCUGAGGAGACCAGAGACCACAUACCGGCAGACGGGCCUAGCUCCUGGGCAAGAAUACGAGAUUUCUCUGCACAUCGUGAAAAACAAUACGCGGGGCCCAGGCCUGAAGAGGGUGACCACCACCCGCUUGGACGCCCCCAGCCAGAUCGAGGUGAAAGAUGUCACGGACACCACAGCCCUGAUCACUUGGUUCAAGCCCCUGGCCGAGAUCGAUGGCAUUGAGCUCUCCUACGGGAUCAAAGAUGUGCCUGGCGACCGCACCACCAUUGAUCUCACCCAGGAUGAGAACCAGUACUCCAUCGGUAACCUGAAGCCGGACACCGAGUAUGAGGUGUCCCUCAUCUCCCGCAGAGGUGACAUGUCCAGCAACCCGGCCAAGGAGACCUUCACAACAGGCCUGGAUGCUCCUAGGAAUCUCCGUCGCGUCUCCCAGACGGACAACAGCAUCACCCUGGAAUGGAAGAACGGCAAGGCGGCCCCUGACAGUUACAGAAUUAAGUAUGCACCCAUCUCGGGAGGUGACCACGCCGAGGUUGAAGUCCCACGGAGCCAGCAAGCCACCACCAAAGCCACGCUCAUAGGUUUGAGGCCGGGAACUGAAUAUGGGAUCGGAGUGUCUGCUGUGAAGGCUGACAAGGAGAGCGAUCCAGCCACCAUCAAUGCGGCCACAGACAUGGACGCACCCAGGGACCUGCGCGUUUCUGAAACCACAGAGACCAACCUGACCCUGCUCUGGAGGAGGCCUUUAGCCAAGUUUGACCAUUACCGCCUCAACUACAGCCUGCCCUCCGGCCAGCCGGUGGACGUGAAGCUUCCGAGAGACACCACGUCCUAUGUCCUGAGAGGCCUGGAGCCCGGGAAGGAGUACAGCAUCCUCCUCAUCGCCGAGAAGGGCAGACAUAAGAGCAAACCCGCACAAGUAAAGGCAUCCACAGGCCAUGCCCCCGAACUGGAAAACCUCACCGUGACUGAGGUUGGCUGGGAUGGCCUCCAACUCAACUGGACCACAACUGACCAGGCCUAUGAGCACUUUGUCAUUCAGGUGCAGGAGGCCAACGGGGUGGAGGCAGCUCAGAACCUCACAGUGCCCGGCAGCCUGCGGGCUGUGGACGUCCCGGGCCUCAAGGCCGCCACCCUGUAUAGAGUCACCAUCUAUGGGGUGAUCAAGGGCUACAGGACACCAGUGCUCUCUGCCGAGGCCUCCACAGGGGAAACUCCCGGUCUGGGAGAGGUUGCUGUGUCCAAGGUGCGCUGGGAUGCCCUCAGGCUCAACUGGACUGCUCCGGAAGGAGCCUAUGAACAGUUUUUCAUUCAGGUGCAGGAGACCGAUGCGGUCGAGGCGGCCCAGAACCUCACAGUCCCGGGAGGACUGAGGUCCGUGGACCUGCCUGGGCUCAAAGCAGCCACUCACUAUAGUGUCACCAUCCGUGGGGUCACGCGGGACUUCAGCACCACUCCUCUCUCUGUUGAAGUCUUGACAGAAGAGGUUCCAGAUCUGGGAAACCUCACAGUGACCAAGGUCGGCUGGCAUGGCCUCAGUCUGGACUGGACGGCCCCCGAUGGGAUCUAUGAGCAGUUUAUCAUUGAGAUCCAGGAGGCUGACCGGGCCAAGGAAGCUCACAGUCUCAUGGUUCCCGGGAACCUGCGCUCCGUGGAAAUCCCGGGCCUCAGGGCUGGGACUCCUUACACAAUCACCCUGCAAGGCGAGGUCAGAGGCCGCAGCACUCCACCUCUUGUUGUGGAGGCCAUCACAGAGGAGCUCCCCCAGCUUGGGGACUUAGCCGUGACCAAGGUUGGCUGGGAUGGCCUCCAACUCAACUGGACCACAACCGACCAGGCCUAUGAGCACUUUGUCAUUCAGGUGCAGGAGGCCAACGGUGUGGAAGCAGCUCAGAACCUCACGGUGCCCGGCAGCCUGCGGGCUGUGGACGUCCCGGGCCUCAAGGCCGCCACCUCAUAUCGAGUCACCAUCUAUGGGGUGAUCAGGGGCUAUAGGACACCGGUGCUCUCUGCCGAGGCCUCCACAGCCAUAGGACCUGAAAUUGGAAACCUAACUGUUUCUGACAUAACUCCUGAGAGCUUCAAUCUCUCCUGGACAGCCACCGAUGGGGCCUUCGAGACCUUUACCAUUGAAAUUGUUGAUUCCAAUAGGUUCUUGGAGACGAUGAGAUACAAUAUCUCUGGGGCUGAACGAACCACCCACAUCUCAGGGCUACCCCCUAAUAAUCACUUUGUUAUCUACCUCUCGGGACUCGCUCCCAGCGCCCGGACCCAGAUCGUCACCUCGGCCACCACAGAGGCCCUGCCCCUUCUGGAAAACCUAACCAUUUCCGACAUUAAUCCCUACGGGUUCACAGUUUCCUGGAUGGCAUCGGAGAAUGCCUUUGACAGCUUCCUAGUAACGGUGGUGGAUUCUGGGAAGCUGCUGGACCCCCAGGAAUUCACACUUUCAGGAAACCAGAGGAAGCUGGAGCUUAGAGGCCUCAUAACUGGCAUUGGCUAUGAGGUUACGGUCUCUGGCUUCACCCAAGGGCACCAAACCAAGCCCUUGAGGGCUGAGAUUGUUACAGAAGCCGAGCCAGAGGUGGAUAACCUUCUGGUUUCAGAUGCCACCCCAGAUGGUUUCCGUCUGUCCUGGACAGCUGAUGAAGGGGUCUUCGACAGUUUUGUUCUCAAAAUCAGAGAUACCAAAAAGCAGUCUGAGCCACUGGAAAUAACCCUACUUGCCCCCGAACGAACCAGGGACAUAACGGGUCUCAGAGAGGCCACCGAGUAUGAGAUUGAGCUCUAUGGAAUAAGCAGUGGAAGGCGAUCCCAACCAGUCCGUGCCUUAGCAACCACAGCUAUGGGCUCUCCGAAGGAGAUCAGUUUUUCAGACAUCACUGAAGAUUCGGCUGCUGUCAACUGGAUGGCGCCCUCUGCCCAGGUGGAGAGCUUCCGGGUUACCUACGUGCCCAUUGCAGGAGGGACACCAUCAGUGGUAAUCGUGGAUGGAACCAAGACUCGGACCAGGCUAGUGAGGCUCUUACCGGGAGCAGAGUACCUUGUCAGCGUCGUCGCCAUGAAGGGCUUCGAGGAAAGUGAACCAGUCUCAGGAUCAUUCGCCACAGCUCUGGAUGGCCCAUCUGGCCUGGUGACAGCCAACAUCACUGACACGGAAGCCCUGGCCAUGUGGCAGCCAGCCAUCGCCCCCGUGGAUAAUUACAUCAUCUCCUACACAGGGGAGAGAGUGCCGGAAAUUACGCGCACAGUGUCCGGGAACACGGUGGAGUACGCUCUGACCGACCUCGAGCCUGCCACGGAGUACACACUGAGGAUCUUUGCAGAGAAAGGGCCCCAGAAGAGCUCCGUCAUCACUGCUAAGUUCACAACAGACCUUGAUUCUCCAAGAGACUUGACUGCUACUGAAGUUCAGUCGGAAACUGCCCUCCUCACCUGGAGAGCCCCCCGGACAUCGGUCACCGGUUACCUAUUGGUGUAUGAAUCUGUCGAUGGCACAGUCAAGGAAGUCAUUCUGGGUCCAGAAACCACCUCCUAUAGCCUGGCGGAGCUGAGCCCCUCCACCCACUACACGGCCAAGAUCCAGGCACUGAAUGGGCCCCUGAGGAGCAAGCUGGUCCAGACUGUCUUUACCACAACUGGGCUCCUGUACCCAUUCCCCCGGGACUGCUCCCAAGCAAUGCUGAAUGGGGACACCACCUCUGGCCUCUACACCAUUUACCUGAAUGGUGAUAAGGCUCAGGCUCUGGAAGUCUUCUGUGACAUGACCUCUGAUGGGGGUGGAUGGAUCGUGUUCCUGAGACGCAAGAAUGGACGUGAGGAUUUCUAUCGCAACUGGAAAGCCUAUGCUGCUGGGUUUGGGGACCGCAGAGAAGAAUUCUGGCUUGGGCUGGACAACCUACACAAAAUCACAGCCCAAGGGCAGUACGAGCUCCGGGUGGACCUGCGUGACCACGGGGAGACCGCGUACGCCGUCUACGACAAGUUCAGCGUGGGGGAUGCCAAGACUCGUUACAAGCUGAGGGUGGAGGGCUACAGCGGGACCGCAGGUGACUCCAUGGCUUACCACAACGGCAGAUCCUUCUCCACCUUCGACAAGGACACGGACUCAGCCAUCACCAACUGCGCCCUGUCCUACAAGGGGGCUUUCUGGUACAAGAACUGUCACCGUGUCAACCUGAUGGGGAGGUACGGGGACAACAACCACAGUCAGGGCGUCAACUGGUUCCAUUGGAAGGGCCACGAAUAUUCCAUCCAGUUUGCUGAGAUGAAGCUGAGACCCAGCAACUUCCGAAAUCUCGAAGGCAGGCGCAAGCGGGCGUAAAUUCCAGGAACAACUAACUGGGUGGGAGAGGAGCAGGGCCCAGAGGAAGAAGCAAAUUUUACCAAAGUCUCAAUACAACCUGUCCAACCAUCAAGCCACACCCGGGUAUUUGGCAGGAGAUAAAGGUGACCGUGGAUCAUGGGGGCUGAUGACAGGAGCACUGGCCUCCCCUUCUCUGCGAGGACUUCCUUCGCACCAAAGACAACAGUCUCCACAGGUGUCUGUUUCAUUGCUUGAAUCAGCAAACAUCUCCCAGUGAUGGUGUUGAGGUGGUUGUCUUGGGUGGCUCUGGGAAUGGGAGAGGGGUAGGCUGUACAGUGGUAGUUUGUGUUAGAACCGGCUGUAUUUUACACAAAGCUGUAUAAGUAUCAUUAUUUUUGUUCGCAGUGAUUCGGUGUGUGUCAUGGGAGGCCGUUCCCCCCUCCCCGCCUUUUUUUUUUUUUUUUUUUUUUUUUUUACAUUUCAUGCAACAAAAACCAGAAAAGCAAUACUGUUUGGAUUUUAAGGAUAUGAUUAAUAUUAUUAAUAUAAUAAUAAUGAUGAAAACUAAGAAUUUUUAAAGAGAUCUUCCUUUCCAAAACACAUCUGGACAGUACCUGAUUGUAUUUUUUUUUUAAUAAAAGCACAAGUACUUUU
This is a messenger RNA of Enhydra lutris kenyoni (northern sea otter), 7432 nucleotides long. RefSeq names its product tenascin C. Gene Ontology annotation, molecular function: protein binding. Lineage: Eukaryota; Metazoa; Chordata; Mammalia; Carnivora; Mustelidae. The coding region runs from base 194 to 6796 and encodes 2200 amino acids. The transcript is spliced from 28 exons. The record is from RefSeq and is a predicted model, not a curated record.